Messenger RNA from Larimichthys crocea (large yellow croaker), 1342 nucleotides. RefSeq names its product translin-associated factor X (gene tsnax). Lineage: Eukaryota; Metazoa; Chordata; Actinopteri; Sciaenidae. The record is from RefSeq and is a predicted model, not a curated record. Gene Ontology annotation, molecular function: sequence-specific DNA binding. The transcript is spliced from 6 exons. The coding region runs from base 285 to 1124 and encodes 279 amino acids.
GCGCAAAAGCCCCGCGAGAAAUGAGGUCCACAUGAAUGCCUGUGAUUAAAAACAAGUCAACGCGGUUUCUGUCGCGUUGUAGUGCCUGUAGACUUUGUGUUUGGUGUUUAGUGUUGGUCGGAGAUGCUAACAUUGAUGUGUAAACGGAGCUGUUUUGUCCUGUCACCCUGAUAAUCCCUGAUACAUGCAAAGUGCCUCGUUACAUUUGGUCGGCGGCACGCACAGUUCACAUUUAACCAGAACCGAGCUAAACAUAUUCAAACUCAUUAGACAGCGUCGAAGACAUGAGUAAGCGAGAAGGUGAAGGAUGUCCCCGGAAAAAUGCUGAUGCGCCGCAAGAUCGAGACGGGAGUGGCAACCCGUCCUCGCCUGUCAUCGCUGUUUUCAAAGUUUUCCAGCAAGAGCUUGAUACCAAACACGACAAAUAUGAGCGCCUUGUUAAGAUCAGUCGAGAUGUCACCAUCGAAAGCAAGAGGACUAUUUUUCUUUUACACAGAGUGACCAGCGUACCGGAUGCAGAGGAUAUUCUAAAUGAAGCAGAGACGAAACUGGAUUUAGUCAGGCAGAAAAUCGGUCAGAUUGCCGAAGAGCUCAGAGGAGAAGACAUCUUUCAGUUUCACAGAGCGUUCACGCCAGGAAUCCAGGAGUAUGUGGAGGCUGUCUCUUUCCUGCACUAUAUCCGUCACCGCAGCCUCAUCAGCCUGGAAGAGAUCAACGCCAGACUGGUGUUCAUGAGAACAGAGAAGGGCUUGGCUGAAGCUCAGCCGGCGGGAUCUCAGGUCCUGACCUUCCAGGUGACGCCCUCAGACUACCUGCUCGGCGUGGCUGACCUCACUGGCGAGCUGAUGCGGAUGUGCAUCAGCAGCGUGGGCAACGGCGACAUCGACACCCCCUUCCAGCUGAGCCAGUUCCUGCGGCAGAUCCACGACGGUUUCUCCUACAUCGGGAACACGGGACCGUACGAGGUGUCCAAGAAGCUGCACACGCUGCGACAGAGCUUGGGCAAAGUGGAGGACGCCUGCUACACCCUGCGUGUCCGCGGCUCGGAGAUCCCCAAACACAUGCUGGCAGACGUGUUCUCCAGCAGGACCGCGCUCAUGGACCCCGAGGAAGGAGUGGUUUAAGUCCUGCACAUUUCAUCAUUAUGUUCUCUAUGGUGUCAUUGUCUGCUUCAGUUUGAAGAUUAUUUGUAUUUUUAAUGGAACCUGACACGCUAAAUGUUUCAUGAUUAUUAUUGUUGCAAUAAAAGCAGUGUUACAAUAGACAAUGCUUUUUUUUUUCUCUUUGAGGUUUUGUUGACUUCACUUGUUUUGCAUGAAUAAAAGUUCUGUGCCAAAUAUGC